This is a messenger RNA of Cryptococcus amylolentus CBS 6039, 1758 nucleotides long. RefSeq lists its product as hypothetical. The transcript is spliced from 4 exons. The record is from RefSeq and is a predicted model, not a curated record. The coding region runs from base 95 to 1681 and encodes 528 amino acids. Lineage: Eukaryota; Fungi; Basidiomycota; Tremellomycetes; Tremellales; Cryptococcaceae.
AUCGUCCUCGCUUCCCGCAGAUGCCUCACCAAUCUCUCAACUGCCGCCCAUCCCUUGCUCUUUCAUUCCGGACGUGGCGGAACAACCUGAAAAGAUGUACACGGAUGCUAGAGGACAGAGUUCGAAAAGUGGUUCCCUGAAGAAAACGCACCUGCAUGGUCACGGUGCAUCAACCAGCUUGAUUAGUCAGCCGGUUUCGGUCAACUUGCCAUCACACAUAUUAUCUGUCCAGCCACUCCCCUCGCCUUCCGCCGCCACCAACGACGGGGAUACUUUGCCUGAUCACCCGUCUUUGGAGCGGCUUUCGAUCGCCGAGAGAGGUCAGACACAAGCACAAGGAGCUGGAGAGGAGGAGGCUGAAAGGAACGUUGGUGUUGAAGAAGGGGAGCUGGGGGUCGUAAAGGAGCCAGGUUGCGACACUAGGACUAUCAACCUCUCUGGUGACCACAAUACUCGACCAGAAACAAUCAUCACGUCCUCCGCCGACGUUGAUGCUAUGGCUGCUUCACCCCCUUGUACAACUGUGACCGAAAAGCCAGACGACAAAUCCUCCGAUCUCACCCCAGCCCAACCCCAGCUAUCGCCGAACCAAAAGAAACGGCAAAAGAAGAAGACUGCCGAAGCACGCAAAAAGGCCGGUAUGGAGCGCAACGAGACUGGUUUCUGGUGGCGAUACGGCCCUUCAUCCGGCAGCUCCGAGACCAACACCCUUCUCUCUCGGCGUGCCAUCCCAAGGGGACACGUCUUCCUAUGGGACCAUCCCGUCACUUUUCUCGGACCAGACUUCAACGUUGAUGCUGCGAAUGCAAUGUAUGACUCGAUCGCGGACAAGCCUGAGCAGAAAGCGCGGGUGGAUGGUUUGCGCAGGUCGGAAGGAAGGGACAGGGAGGAUGAUUCUGUGUAUGGGAAGCUGAUGGAUAAUAGUUUGGCACUGCAGUAUCCUGCUGGGUGGAGGGUGGUGCUGGAGCAUAUACCUUUCCUGAAAACGUCUUGUGAUCCUAACGCGAAUUAUGUGUGGGAUGCCCAACGCAGACGAGGUCAGCUGGUCUCCUUGAAAGAUAUACCCGACAACACCCCUCUCAUGGUCCGCGCCCAAGAAGGGUUCGAGACUUCUCAAAGCCGCCAAAAGAGGUAUGCGGAGAUUAGAAUGACUUGUCAUUGCGCUUUUUGCCAGCGCACCCCCGAAGAGCACAAGCACUCUGACCGAAACCGAAUCAGCAUCGCCCUCCUCAACAAGGCGAUGCAAACCGCCCUAAACUCCCCCUCCCCCUCCCUUCAAGCCCUUCUGCAAAACAUCGAAGAGGCCCUCCUCCUCAUGUCCACCGAAGGUUUCGUCGAAAUGUACCACGACGCCUUCCAAUACGGCUUGGCACUGUGUGCCGCGUGUGAGGAUGAAGAGAGUGCGAGAGAGUGGGCAAAGGGGGUGAGGGAUACGGCGUGUUUGGGGCAGAGCCAGGUUGCUGGGGGGUGGGAGGAGGCGGGGAGGAUGGUGGAGGAUCCGAAGAGGCAUGAGCAGUGGGGGCAGAGGGGGGUAGAGGAGAAGGGGAGGGGGCCGAGCAGGGAAGUGAUUCUUAAAACGAUUGGCGAGUUUGAUUUCGACGAAUGGAAGAAGGAGAUGAAAGAGAAGCCUCUUGGAGAGUAUGCGUAUCCCCCUGAUCUCGAAGAUGAGAAGGCAGAGUAGAGGGAGGGAUCGAGAAUGAGAGUGAGCGAAAGGGUUAAUUGUUCCAGUUGAUGGUCGGCAGUGACGUGUUGGUCUGU